UUGCCGCAGCGGCGGUGGCGGCAGUUCGGCUUCUUUGCUUCAAAGCAGAGCGCGGUGGGAGCAGCAGCGGCGACGCAGUUCCUCAGGCUCAGAAUUGGGAGGUCGGGGCUCGUUCGGACGAAGCUCUAGACCCGGGAACGAGGCGACCUCCGAGAGAGACGAACUCAGUCGGAUUUGUGCAGCUCGCGCGGCUUCCAGUCAUGAGAGGUGGUGGCAAUACAAAUUGGAUAAUGGUGAUGGCUUCAGCACUGACCAUGUUUUGCGCCAAUGCAAAGAACACAGAAGAGCACGGCUUACCUGGAGAGAAACACAAAGCCAAUCCAAGUCCAGAAGAAGAACUGGGUGUCUGCCAGAUUUAUGCAGAAAAUGCCUGUUGCUCACCAGAAGUUGCCCAGGAACUUUCCAAAGCCCAUGCUGGAUCUUGGAAUGGCUGUGGAAGCCUCAGCAAUAGUUGUGAAGCGUACUUUCGGCAACUGGAUUGUUUUUACCACUGCUCCCCCAUUGCUGCUGAAUGGACUCAUCCUCGACAACUCAUAGCCUUGAUGGCUGUGCCUCUCUGCCAGAGUUUCUGUGACCAAUGGUACAAUGCUUGCAGAGAGGAUCUGACCUGCCCUGGCAACUGGCCCGGGGGAGCUGAUGAACAUAACUGCAGUCAGGAAUGUCAGUCCUUUGGCCAGAUGUAUAAGGAUGGCAAGGAGCUGUGUGAGAACAUCUGGGACGAUGCUUUCAUAGUAAGCACCGACCUUUGCCAAUGCCUGAUGCUGGAUGCCUCUGACACAGCCUUCUCCACCUCUUAUUCUCACCUCAAAGACAGCAACAGCCUAAAAAAGGUAGGCAUCAACAAGGCACGCAAAGAAAGAAAAGAUCGUGUGAGCCCUUGCAGGGGCAAUCUUUUACUUCAGCAUCUGAGAAGGAAUCUGCAGAAACGUUCUAUUUUCGUGGAAGACAUGGAGGGAAGUGGAAGUGGAUUCUAAUCCAAGGCAACCAUCCUCCAGAAGAAAAAAAGCCCCCUCUCCAGUGAUUGCCUGGGGCUUGGGGGGAUCGCUUGUGAUCUAUGCAAUUCUGUUACAUCCCAUACUAUCAGCUUCCUGCCAUCUUCUACAACUGUAUGCAUCUCAUGGCGUAGUAGACUGUGAAUCUGGCACCUUCUAGGACUCUGAGCCCUAUGCCCUAGCAUUAGACCAUUAGGGCACCUCUUAGGAACUUGCCUAGAACCAAGUUUUCCCCAAAUACUCAGAGUAGAAAUGGAAUUAGAGAACAAUAAGCAUUUCCCUCUCCAUAUUCUUCAUGUUCUAAGAGCUGGCUCAAGGAAGAGUCAUCAUAGAACGCAAAAGGCCAUUCAAGAGCAUUAGCUGAAGGGAAAGCAGCCUUCAUAGGCAUUAGCUGAAGGAAAAUAUCUGCAAGGGAGAGAACAAACAAGUGGCAGGAGGUGGUGGUUGCUGAGUGAAAUAAUCAGUGCUGGAAAGGUUAGCCUCAGUUGUUGCCAUGGCUUCAAAUACAAUUGUAAGUAGGACUCAAGUAAAAUGGAAGGAUCUUCCUGAGCUCAAAAAGAAAAGGGGAAAUAGGGGAAGUUAGAUUUGAGACCAGUAUGGCUGACUUUCCUGUUGCAUUUGUGUGCUAGAAAGCAAUAGUUACUGAGGGACCAGCAUUGCUAGGUUACUUAAACUGGAUUACAUCCAAAAUUAAAUUUAUUUUUCAAAGCAACCCAAUCUGAGAGGGCUGGACAGACAGAGAGAGGUUGCAAAAGAGCAAGAUUAUGUAAUAAACAAUCCCUAUGUCAAGGAAAAGGUUUCAAACACUUGGAUAAUGUACAUAGCAUCUAAACCGAAGUUAUAUGCCAGUCAGAAACACAUCUAAUCAAUGGUGGCAGUGAGACUCCAAGAGUUGUUGUGCUUUUGCCCCUCACAUCUUUAAGUAGUGCUCCUUGAGCUUCAUCCACCAACUAUUCUCUCCACUCUAAACACUAUACAAAUCUCCCUUAUAAUAUUGUACACCCAAAACAGACCCAUCUCUGUCUGUCCAUCCAUCCUCAUUUAUCAGCUGCAUUUCACAUUCCUGUUUACCUUGGUUACGCUUACCGCAAAUUUCAUAUUAUGGAUUGAUUCAAACCUGAUAAUAUUAUGGGGAAAUUAAAAAAAAAUGGAGUGCG
Messenger RNA from Crotalus tigris (Tiger rattlesnake), 2149 nucleotides. It is a transcript of the gene RTBDN, whose product is annotated as retbindin. Lineage: Eukaryota; Metazoa; Chordata; Lepidosauria; Squamata; Viperidae. The transcript has 6 exons. Bases 201 to 974 code for a protein of 257 amino acids. Gene Ontology annotation, cellular component: external side of plasma membrane. Gene Ontology annotation, molecular function: riboflavin binding; signaling receptor activity; riboflavin transmembrane transporter activity. The record is from RefSeq and is a predicted model, not a curated record.